GUCGGGACACUCGGUCGUCCUCGUCGUCGUCGUCGUCGUCGUCGUCGCCGUCGGUGGUGCUCAGCCGAUUAGGUUAAGAGGAGCGGGCGCGCGGUCGGAGAGAGAAAAUAGUCGUCGUCGUCGCGCGUUCGAGAGCUCGCGUUUUAUUCGUCGCGUACGCGAUCGCGAACCGCGUUUACUACGUUCACACCGUACACACGCAUAUACUUAUAUAUAUUAUAAAUAGAAAAAUAAAAAAAUAUAUAUAUAUAAAUAAAAUACAUAUAUAUACGAGAGAAUAUAUAAAAGCGCGGAGAAAACGGAAGUAUAUAUCUGUCGCGUACUUAUAUGUAUGUUUAAAGCGCGCGUAGUGUAACACGCGGUAGUGGUGUCAGUGUGGAUUGUUUUUCUUGUUGUUUUCUGUUGCUCCAGAUUCUCUCUCUCGGAAACUGAAACCGAUAAUUUGACGAGACGUCAACGGCGGCGGCAGCAGCUGCCGCCGAAUCUAUAGUGCGAGCACAAAUUCGCGUUCUCGUCGACCUGGACGCAGGACGAAACCAGGACGGAUCCGCUGUUCUUACGCCUGGCUUACGAGGACAAGAAGCGAAGCGCGUUCGCCAAGGACGAAGACACCGAAUUUGGAUCGGUGGUGCUUGUACGUAUCGACGAAAACAUCGAUACAUCAUUCGUACAUUGGAUUCGUGUAGAAAUAGCAAAUCCUCGGUCGGACAGUGCGUCGUCAGGACGACAGUGAUCGAGUGGUCUCUGGAUAGAAAGGCGUUUACGAGCGAGGGAAGGAGCAUUUUCGGAGCAAGUAGACACAGACGUAUAUAAGAGGACCGAAGAAACGAGGUGAACGCGCGCUGACAAAAGCUCGUGGCUGGCGGCGCCGCGCGGACGCGGAAGCGGGCCGUUUUUUGGGGUUCCUUGUGGCGCGUCGCGCAUCCCCGGAGGCGGCGCGAAAUUAUGAAGCGCAUAAAGUGCGCCCUACUGGCCGUCGCAGCUGCCGCUGAUUGUGAUAGCCGCCGGUGAAUGUGUGACCCGGGGGCAGCAGAGAUCCGCCGGGAUGACGACCGAAGGGACGACCGAGCAGCCCCCGGUAGAAGACUGCCUCAAGGAGCGGAAAUGGUGGUGCUUCCUGCUGUCGAGCAUCUUCACCUUCCUCGCCGGGCUGCUGAUCGUGCUCCUCUGGCGUGCGUUUGCCUUCCUCUGCUGUCGCAAGGAGCCGGAACUAUCCCCAAAUGACCCGAAGCAGAAGGAGCAGAAGACGGCCCGCCAGGGCAAGGAGUUCGAGGGGACUUUUAUGACCGAGGCCAAGGACUGGGCCGGCGAGCUAAUUUCCGGACAGACCACCACUGGACGUAUCUUGGUGGUGUUAGUUUUCGUUCUCAGUAUAGCAUCGCUUAUAAUAUACUUCAUCGAUGCCUCCAACGAAAAGGUGGAGUGUUGCCAGAAGUGGAGCAACAACAUUACUCAGCAGAUAGACUUAGCUUUCAAUAUAUUUUUUAUGGUCUACUUUUUUAUACGCUUUAUCGCCGCCAGUGACAAGCUGUGGUUCAUGCUGGAGAUGUAUUCGUUCGUGGACUACUUUACGAUACCACCGUCCUUUGUAUCGAUAUAUCUCGAUCGGACGUGGAUCGGACUGAGGUUCCUCCGAGCCCUACGACUGAUGACGGUCCCUGACAUCCUCCAGUACCUCAACAUUCUAAAGACAUCGAGCUCUAUUCGUCUCGCCCAACUCGUAUCCAUCUUCAUUUCCGUAUGGUUGACCGCUGCUGGCAUCAUUCAUUUGCUUGAAAACUCAGGGGACCCUUUCGAGUUCACGAACCCGCAACAGCUUUCGUACUGGACAUGUGUGUACUUUCUGAUCGUGACGAUGUCCACGGUAGGAUAUGGCGACGUUUUCUGCCAGACGGUCCUCGGCCGCACAUUCCUAGUAUUUUUUCUACUCGUCGGUUUGGCAAUUUUUGCUAGUAGCAUACCCGAGAUAAUAGACCUCGUAGGCAGUAGGUCCAAGUACAGCGGCGAGUACAAGCGGGAGCAUGGAAAGAGACAUAUUGUCGUGUGUGGCCACAUCACCUACGAAUCGGUCUCGCAUUUCCUCAGAUUCCUACACGAGGAUCGCGAGGACGUCGACGUAGAAGUUGUCUUCUUGCAUAGGAAAGAGCCGGAUCUCGAAUUGGAGGGUCUCCUGAAGAGGCAUUACACGACCGUGGAGUUUUUUCAGGGCACCAUGAUGAAUGCCGUGGAUCUGGAGCGCGUCAAGGUACACGAAGCGGACGCGUGUUUGGUACUGGCGAACAAAUACUGCCAGGAUCCGGACGCAGAAGACGCGGCGAACAUCAUGCGCGUCAUCUCCAUCAAGAACUACUCGGAUGACAUUCGCGUUAUCAUUCAAUUAAUGCAGUAUCAUAACAAGGCCUACUUACUAAACAUUCCAUCGUGGGAUUGGAAGCAGGGUGACGACGUCAUUUGCCUGGCGGAAUUGAAACUAGGUUUCAUCGCGCAAUCCUGCCUCGCUCCUGGCUUCAGCACAAUGAUGGCCAAUCUCUUCGCGAUGCGUUCCUUCAAGACGUCGCCGGACACACAGGCGUGGCAGAAUGAUUACCUGCAGGGCACGGGCUGCGAGAUGUACACGGAAACCCUCUCCCCGUCCUUUACCGGGAUGACAUUUCCCCAAGCCAGCGAGUUGUGCUUCACCAAACUGAAGCUUCUACUACUGGCCAUCGAAAUAAAGGGCGAAGGAGGCUCCGACAGUAAAAUCUCGAUUAACCCACGUGGUGCCAAGAUCGUUGCAAAUACUCAGGGAUUCUUCAUUGCUCAAUCUGCUGACGAAGUGAAACGGGCGUGGUUCUAUUGCAAAGCAUGCCACGACGAUAUUAAAGACGAGACUCUGAUCAAGAAGUGCAAGUGCAAAAAUUUGGGGCAGCAGCAGCGCUCCUGGGGCCGGGACUUAGUGGCCACAUUCCGGAAAGGCGUGCGAGCUGUUCAAAUGGUUGGAAGAGCAAGUGAAGAUCUCUCGUACACAAACGACCACCAUCCUCCCCCCACAUUCACUCCGCCAGAACUGCCCAAGAUGGUUCACGUAAGAGGUGAAAUCAGCCGCGAACGAGACGAUCCGAAUGCCAUGAGAAAUCAUCGGAACUCCGUUGGGAUGACCAUGAUGAAUUCGACAAAGCAGGUCAACAAGGUGAAGCCGAACGUGAAUCGAGCGCCGAAUGACAGUCUGUCCAGUCCGAAUCAGCCGUAUAAUCAGAGAUCGCAAGAGGAGUCCGCAUACGCUGGCUACCAUCUCGCCUACGAAGUCAAAAAGCUCAUGCCAACGAGCAGAGCCUCGGCUGGCACGAACGUCAACAACAAUGGUGGUCUUCAGGUCGGGAUCGCUGACGAUCAAGCGAAGGAUUUCGAUUUCGAGAAGACCGAGAUGAAAUACGACUCGACGGGGAUGUUCCAUUGGAGUCCCUCUCGCAACCUCGAAGACUGCAUACUGGAUCGUAACCAGGCGGCGAUGACAGUCUUAAACGGACACGUCGUCGUCUGCCUGUUCGCCGAUCCCGACUCGCCUCUCAUCGGACUGAGAAACCUUGUCAUGCCAUUACGAGCUUCCAAUUUUCAUUACCACGAGCUUAAACACGUAGUGAUAGUCGGAUCGGUGGACUACAUACGCCGCGAGUGGAAAAUGUUGCAGAAUCUACCAAAGAUAUCGGUUCUAAAUGGUUCGCCAUUAAGUAGAGCCGAUUUACGUGCCGUUAACGUGAAUCUAUGUGACAUGUGUUGCAUCCUGUCGGCAAAAGUGCCUAGCAAUGAUGACCCCACCCUCGCCGACAAGGAGGCCAUCCUCGCGUCCCUUAAUAUCAAGGCUAUGACUUUCGACGAUACAAUCGGCGUGCUUAGCCAAGUUGGCAGCCCGAUCGUUUUGCAGCGGCGGGGAUCCGUUUACGGAGCAAAUGUGCCAAUGAUUACAGAACUUGUAAAUGACAGCAACGUGCAGUUCCUUGACCAGGACGACGACGAUGACCCGGACACGGAACUCUACCUCACACAACCGUUUGCCUGCGGCACUGCCUUCGCAGUCAGCGUAUUGGAUUCGCUUAUGUCGACGACAUACUUCAACCAAAACGCGCUGACUCUGAUUCGGUCAUUGAUCACCGGUGGAGCUACACCCGAGUUGGAAUUGAUCCUGGCUGAAGGAGCAGGUUUAAGGGGAGGUUACAGUACGGCAGACAGUCUGUCCAAUAGAGAUCGGUGUCGCGUUGGUCAGAUCGCGUUGUACGACGGGCCAUUGGCUCAAUAUGGCGAGGGAGGCAAGUACGGUGACCUCUUUGUCGCAGCAUUAAAGUCGUACGGAAUGCUGUGCAUUGGUCUGUACAGGUUUCGAGACACUAGCUCGUCGUGCGACGCCUCUUCCAAGCGAUACGUGAUCACAAAUCCACCCGAUGACUUCACAUUACUACCUACAGAUCAGGUUUUCGUGCUGAUGCAGUUCGAUCCGGGUCUCGAAUAUAGGCCAAGCAGAGGUGCCCGAGGCAAGGACGACUCCUCCUGAUUGUUGCUGUGUAGCGCCCUCACCGACGGACCAUAUUCCUACAUCUAAUCAUGCGUUAGAAAUCAUUGUGCCGCCCGUCGUCCCUUCAACCGUCUCGUCUUCGCCGAGGAACACCAUCGUCGUAUGAUAUCGCGCAUCAUCGAGUUCGCAAAAAAAAAAAAAAA
Nylanderia fulva is the source of this 4689-nucleotide messenger RNA. Lineage: Eukaryota; Metazoa; Arthropoda; Insecta; Hymenoptera; Formicidae. The record is from RefSeq and is a predicted model, not a curated record.